AUGUCCGAACGCGAUCUCCAAGAUAUUCUCCGGAAAUUAAGAUCCUCCCCUUCUUACGCAGACGCCUCCGCCCUCCUCAGCAAAGCCAAAAUCACCCUCCUAAAGCUCCACGCCCUCACGCCUCAACCCUCCACCCCUCAAUCUAUCCUCCUGGCCGCGCGAGAAGUCUUCGACCUCGGCGCCCUCCUCAGCAUCCGCGCCAAAGACCCCGCUGCUUUCACACGCUAUGUGCAUCAACUAACGCCCUUCUACGAUUUACCCGCCGACAGACUUCCCGCCACAAGGAGCGAGCGGAAUAAGGUCAUCGGGUUGUAUUUAUUGCUGCUGUUGACGCAGGGCGAUUAUGCUGGUUUCCAUACGGAGUUGGAGGGCUUGGAGUUGAGGGAAGGGAAUGGGGGUAGGGUGGAGGAUGAUAAGUUUCUAGGGUAUCCGAUCAAGCUCGAACGGUGGUUGAUGGAGGGGAGUUAUGAUUUGGUUUGGAAGGCUAUGGCUAGUCGGGAGGUGCCUAGUGAGGAGUAUGGAAUCUUUUCAGAAAUUCUCACCUCCCAAAUCCGGAACGAGAUCGCUUCAUGUAGCGAAACUGCAUACCCAUCACUCCCCAUCUCAUCAACGAAGAACCUACUGUUCCUUGAUAGCGAAGGGGCUGUGGUUUCUUUUGCCCAGAGCAGAGGUUGGUUAGUUAGGGAUGGACGGAUAUACUUCCCGAACCAGAGCCUGAAGGCUGGUUCAGAUCAGGAAGGUAACCAGAAGGAGCUGAGCCGGCUAGCGAUCGAGAACACGCUAGGCUAUGCAAGGGAGCUGGAGACCAUCGUCUGA
Molecule: messenger RNA, 816 nt
Organism: Venustampulla echinocandica
Lineage: Eukaryota; Fungi; Ascomycota; Leotiomycetes; Helotiales; Pleuroascaceae
Exons: 2
Coding region: 1-816 (271 amino acids)
Biological process (GO): proteasome-mediated ubiquitin-dependent protein catabolic process
Cellular component (GO): proteasome regulatory particle, lid subcomplex; proteasome regulatory particle; nucleus
Source: RefSeq, a predicted model, not a curated record